AGUUAAUCUCGCACAAGCGCGCCGUUGCGUCCGCUCGCGUUUCUCAAGCGCAGUCAAUGGAGUCGCUGCGCGUUUCUGGAAUUACUGACAUUUAUGAAUAUUCAUUAAUAGAUCGGUUUAUAAUAAUCAAUCUCAGUGGUUUGUAGUCGGAUUGCAGCGUUUGUUUAAUGACAGUAAGACGCUCACGUGCGUGUUUAACACGGCGUUAAGAUUCACUGCGGCCUGACGAUUAAAUCUCUAUUAUUAAAAUAUUUAAAUAUUGCCAUACUUCAGUUUUCAGUCUUUAAUUAAGCGUGCGGACUCAUGUAAAUAUGGCAGAAGAGGGAGCGGUUGUAAUGCAGCAGAUUGUGGACAGGAGUUGUUGGGUGUGUUUUGCCACAGAUGAGGAUGACCGUACGGCAGAGUGGGUGCGUCCGUGCCGCUGCCGUGGUUCAACUAAAUGGGUUCAUCAGUCAUGUCUCCAACGCUGGGUUGAUGAGAAACAGAGGGGCAAUAGCACCGCACGUGUCGCCUGCCCACAAUGCAAUGCUGAGUACCUCAUCGUGUUCCCUAAGCUUGGGCCGGUGGUGUAUGUGCUGGAUUUGGCAGACCGGUUGAUCUCGAAGGCCUGUCCGUUUGCUGCUGCUGGUAUCAUGGUGGGAUCGAUUUACUGGACGGCUGUUACAUACGGAGCCGUGACAGUCAUGCAGGUUGUGGGUCAUAAGGAAGGUCUGGAUGUGAUGGAACGGGCUGAUCCUCUCUUCUUGUUGAUUGGCCUGCCCACCAUCCCAGUUAUGCUAAUUCUAGGGAAGAUGAUUCGCUGGGAGGAUUAUGUGCUCCGCCUCUGGAGGAAAUACUCCAAUAAGCUUCAGAUCCUAAAUAGUAUCUUCCCAGGUAUCGGCUGCCCAGUGCCGAGGAUCCCGGCGGAGGCCAGUCCGCUGGCCGAUCACGUGUCAGCCACACGCAUUCUGUGCGGCGCCCUCGUGUUCCCCACCAUCGCCACCAUCGUGGGUAAACUGAUGUUCAGCAGCGUCAACUCAAAUCUUCAGAGGACUAUUCUGGGUGGCAUUGCGUUCGUGGCUAUCAAAGGGGCGUUUAAGGUAUAUUUCAAGCAGCAGCAGUAUCUCCGACAAGCUCAUCGCAAGAUCCUCAAUUUCCCCGAGAUGGAAGAGGCCUGAGCUCGUCAUCAAACCUCUGCUCGAUUCCAUCCACGUCAUUCUGAUUUCACGCAGCUUUUGAGAGACACUACCGCGCCACACUACCAGACAUUUUCACAAACGCUGGAUUUGGUUUUCUCUACCUUGUGAAUGUGACUAUUGCGUUUGGGGCUUGAACAGUGAUUCAGCUUUGUUUCAUUUGAUAUAAUCAGACCUGGGAGUUGUGUGUUACUCAUUUUAUGGGCAGUUUGACAUUUUAAGAAAGAGACUGAGCAAAAAUAAAUACUGAAAGAAGGUUUUAUAUAAAUAAGUGGCUGUUUUAUAUUGAAUUCGAAAUGUGAAUCAUCUUUAAAGCAUCCUUGACAUGUAAAAGACGACGUGCCGUUUCACAUGAAGCACUUUGCUCCUCUCAUUAACAAUUAGACUAGCGAAUGCAAUAGUAAAUACUAAAGGCAAACAUAAAUAUCUAAAGCAGUUAUUUUCUUGUAAUAAUAUUUUUUGUGGUUGUAGUUCUCCGAUGAGUUUCACAAAGAAAUGUCCCCAUUUUCUUAUAUUUCACCCCAAAAUUAAAAGAAAUAAAUUGUUUUGCAUAUUAAAAAGCAAGCAAAAGUCUGGACACAAUGAUUUUUGUUUCAAUUUGAAUUAAAUUUAGUACAUAUCAUAUGCUAUUACACAAGAUUAAAAUAUGUUUUGUAUGAAAACUAGAUUUUUUUUUUUUGCCUUCACAUUACAAAAAAUCCUAAUAAAAGCUCUUUUGUUAAUGCAAGACAAUUUUUUUUCCUGCCUGCCUGGUUAUUUUAAUGGCUUUACAAGCUUAACAGAAUUACAAAAACAAAGUGUAUUUACAUACAACCAAUAAUUAACAUUCACUUCAGUGGUGUAAGAUGAUUGGAUGCUUUCAAUUGAUUUCCUAUUGAACUGUCACCAUAAAAAUAUAGUGAAUUGAGCAACAAACUCUAUCAUAAUGCACAAUGUUUCUAUCUAACAUGCAUUUUGAGGUGCAGUUCGUCGCUUUAAUGGAGUGUUGUCUAGUUAGCAGUUAACUUCAGAGCAGGAUCAUCAAUCAUUUCGUGAAAAUAACCGCCUUUUGUAAAAAUCAAUUUUAACUCAAUUUUGGGGUGAAAUAUGACAGCUGCUGUGAAAUUCACCAUCUUGCCUGUCUUCACAUAAUUUAAGUGAUCAUCCGAUCAUGUUGAAUUUCCAUCUUUGUAAUGUUGGUGUUUGAGUUUCAGUAAGUCAUUUUUAUAGAGUCAGUUUAUUAAGGGCCCUGUAUAAACCGAGAAUCCAGUGUUUGGUCCUUAAUCAAUCGCUCUAUUAAAACAUAUGGUACCUGAUGCCUCAUAACUGCUGUUAAUAAACCUGUUUCCUCAUAUAUUCCCAGACAUAAAUAGUCUUGUGUAGAACAGUGAACUUUAAGAGUAUUAGUGGCCUUUUUAUUACACCAGGACAAUGUACGUGUCUUAAAGGUUACAUGGUUCAGAUCUGGUAAACAUGCCAAUUAUUCUUUUUUUUUUUUCUGAAUCAUUGUAUUUGAUGACUUCUUAUUAAUGUAGUGCAUCUGUUUUAUCUCCAGCCAUCAACAGCUGUGACGUUUUUGACUACAGAAAACAGUAUAAAUACAAUGCAUACUAGUACUGUGUUGUAAUGGCAGUACACUACAUUGUGCAGGUGUUUUAUUUUAAAGAGCUUCUGCAGUUAACUAAACGUAACACCUUAUUUGUUAUUGCAUUAGAGCUUCUUGCUGAUGAUAGGUGUAACCCUGAAAGGACAUGCUUAAUGGUGACGUAGUUGCUAAAAGAAUAGUUUAUGUACACCAACUGCACAACUAGCAGUAGCUGACAAGUUUUUCUGUUGCCUAAAUACGAUUUUAAAUUCUCACUUUCUUUUCAGCAUCUAAUUGUGCUGUAUGAUAUCAGUGAGGUAUAGUAUGUCUCCUGUUGUACAGAUGAAGCAUAAUGCCAAAUACAGAACACGUAUGUUGUAUAAAUGGAUGCUUUGUACAAAUACGGCUUCUGAAUUUAUAGUUUCCUGGUUGAUUUCUGUAAAUAAAUGUAUUUUUUCAAUGCC
This is a messenger RNA of Labeo rohita (rohu), 3203 nucleotides long. It is a transcript of the gene marchf5, whose product is annotated as membrane-associated ring finger (C3HC4) 5. Gene Ontology annotation, molecular function: zinc ion binding. Lineage: Eukaryota; Metazoa; Chordata; Actinopteri; Cypriniformes; Cyprinidae. The coding region runs from base 312 to 1157 and encodes 281 amino acids. The transcript has 6 exons. The record is from RefSeq and is a predicted model, not a curated record.